Molecule: messenger RNA, 687 nt
Organism: Mesitornis unicolor (brown roatelo)
Lineage: Eukaryota; Metazoa; Chordata; Aves; Mesitornithiformes; Mesitornithidae
Gene: TYW3
Product: tRNA-yW synthesizing protein 3 homolog (S. cerevisiae)
Exons: 5
Coding region: 1-687 (228 amino acids)
Source: RefSeq, a predicted model, not a curated record
AUGAUGAAGGACCAUAUUUUUAACAAGCAGAAGAUGAGACAUCAGCCAUCUGGUUUAAUCAUCUCUCCUCGUUACCAGGAUGUGAACAGCUGCGAGAUCCAGAAGACAAACUGCACAUGGCUCAUGGUCACGCACGAAACGUGUGGCAAAGAUGACGUGAUGACAGCACUAGCAAAAGCCACUGGUGACGCUGUGCUCAAGUUCGAGCCGUUUGUUCUUCACGUGCUGUGUCAGGAGCUGCAGGAUGCACAGCUGCUGCAUUCGGUGGCGAUUGAUUCUGGGUUCAGGAACUCUGGUAUUACGGUGGGCAGAGGAGGAAAAAUUAUGAUGGCUGUCCGGAGCACUCAUUGCUUAGAAGUACCAUUGAGCCACAAGGGUAAAGUGAUGGUCUCCGAAGAAUAUAUUGAAUUUCUGAUACACACAGCUAAUCGGAAAAUGGAAGAAAAUGCAAGGAGGAUUGACAGGUUCUACAAAUGCUUGCAGUUGGCUUUGGGAACGGCCGGCAGCGCAACCAGCUCGCCAGCUGCGGAGAGGGAGAGGAGCCGCUCCAUGUACGUGCGCAGAAGGAAGAGGAAGAACUUUCGGGAGCCAGGGCUACCCACUGCUGCAGAGGGACUCAGCGAGGACUUGGAGCCUGAGGACAACACAGAGAGCAACCUCGAUGUCUUUGCUGGAAUCACAAUAUAG